Manis javanica (Malayan pangolin) is the source of this 3000-nucleotide messenger RNA. RefSeq names its product sosondowah ankyrin repeat domain family member B (gene SOWAHB). The record is from RefSeq and is a predicted model, not a curated record. Gene Ontology annotation, molecular function: protein binding. NCBI's taxonomy places the organism in Eukaryota, Metazoa, Chordata, Mammalia, Pholidota, Manidae.
ACACCCCGGGGCCAGGGGACGACAAGGCAACGAUGGCCCGAGAGUUGAGCCAGGAGGCUCUACUGGACUUUCUGUGCCAGGCCGGGGGCCGAGUGACCAAUGCCGCCUUGCUAAACCACUUCAAGAGCUUUCUCCGAGACCCCGACGCGCCCCCCAGCCAGCACCAGCGCCGCCGCGAGCUCUUCAAGGGCUUCGUCAACUCGGUCGCCGCAGUGCGCCAGGACCCCGACGGCACCAAGUACGUGGUGCUCAAGAGGAGGUACAGGGACCUUUUGGGGGAGGAGGGGCUGCAGCGACCCUGCGACCCGCCCGCGGCCGCUUCCCCUGCAGGAGGGUUUGUACCCUGCUACCCGCGAGGCGCGCGCCCGGGAGAGUCGCAGUCGCAGCCGCCGCCGCCGCCGCCGCCGCCGCCCAGGCGGCGGCAGCGCGACCAGGAGCCGGAGGAGGAGCCAGCAGGUGCCGCAGCCCCAGCCGCCGACGCCGGUUGCAAUGGACUCCCCGCCAGUGGCGCCCGGGAGGCGGCCCGGGGAGGCGGCGGGCGGAGGGGCAGCUCCGGCCAUAGGGUCCCGACGAGGUGCGCGGCGGCGGAGACACAGGGCCGCUGCUGCUGGGAAUGCCAGCAAAACGGCCUGGGGGGACUCGGGGGCGACCUGCUGCUCAGCGCAGUCUCGGACCCUGCCACCGCCCGGGAGAGGCCGGCGCGGGCCCCGCGGGCCCAGGAUCACCGCGGGGCUCCCAGGCAGCAGCGGGAAGGAGCGUCCGCUGAACCCGAGCUGGGGUCCGCAGCUCCCCGCUCGCCUCCGACAGCCGUCGGGGCUGCUGGGAGCAGGGCGUCCCCGCCUGCUGUCCUGCCCGGGCCUGCUUUCUCCGGAGAGCUGCAUGAGCUGCUGAGCCCGGGCUCUCUGCAGCAUUCGGCCCUGCUGCAGCAGCGGCGCACUCGCGAAUGGGUGGCCAGACACCCGCAGAGACCCGAGCCCCGGGACCAGGGCCCCAUCCGCGCCUGGUCGGUGCUCCCAGACGAUUUCCCCCAGACACCCGCGCAGCUGAACUUCUGGGUCCCGGAACCUAACUCAGCGCCGCCUGGCCCCUCUCUUUCCUCUCCUGUCUUUCCGGUCGUCCGGGAAUCCUGGCAGGGGAAUCCGUCGUUGACGGUCUUUCGUAGCAUUCGUUGUCAGCUGUCCCUCCAAGAUCUGGAUGACUUUGUGGACCAGGAGAGCCAUGGCAGUGAGGAGAGCAGCAGUGGGCCCAGAGAGUCCCCUGGGGGUUCUGAAGAGGGCCAGCACGUGACCCUGGGGACAGACUGGAGAAAACUCAGGAAUCCAGCUGAGGGUCUUUCUCCAAAGGAGGGCAACUCCAGCAAGAGCCCUCAGGGCCUCAAGCCCGGAGGGGAUGGUCACAUCUCUCAGCAGGUCCCAGCAAGGGCUAAUGGCCUUGCAGGCUCCCCCCAGGAGCCUUUGUCCUGGUCAGUACCCAAGUUAAGGAGAUCCCUCAGGAGGAGCUCUCAGACAGGGAGAGCCAAACUGUCUUCCUCAGAUGAAGAACGCCUCGAGGAGGACUUGCUGAAGAGGACUCGGCGCCCACCCCGGUCCAGGAAACCCUCCAAGGCGGGGGCGGUGCCCAACCCAAGGGUGGAUGCUGCUUUAACACCCAGACCUGCAGAACUUAGGGCUGCUGUUGCUCAGAGGGGUCCACAGCCACACAGCUCAGGGGCCCCAGGUGGGGAGGAGCAUGCAUCCUUGGUCCUGCACAGACCUUCUGAGCACAAAUCAUCCCUGGUGCCCCUGGAUGCCAGGGAGCAUGAGUGGAUUGUCAAGCUUGCCAGUGGCUCUUGGAUUCAGGUGUUGACUUUGUUCUGGGAGGACCCCCAGCUGGCUUUGCACAAAGAUUUCUUGACUGGGUACACGGCCUUGCACUGGAUGGCCAAACAUGGUGACCUCAGGGCUCUUCAGGACCUGGUCUCAGGUGCACAGAAAGCAGGGGUUGCUCUUGAUGUAAAUGUGAAGUCCAGCUGUGGAUAUACCCCUCUGCACCUUGCAGCCAUUCACGGCCACCAGGGGGUCAUCAAAUUGCUAGUGCAAAGGUUGGCUUCUCGGGUGAAUAUCCGGGACAGCAGUGGGAAGAAGCCAUGGCAGUAUCUGACCAGCAACACCUCUGGGGAAAUAUGGCAGCUCCUGGAAGCCCCUCGGGGCAAGCCCAUUUUUCCUGUUUAUCCCCUAGUUCAAAGCUCUUCCCCCACCAGGAAGGCCAGGAGCCGGGAAAUAUCUAGAAAUAUCACGAGAAAGACAUCCUUUGCUGCAUUACUCAAAAGUCAGCACAGCAGAUGGAAAAUGGCCAACCAGUAUGAGAAAUUCCAUACUCCCAGGGAAAGAGAAGAAUAUAGUGACUGAGGUGGGCCCCUCUUUGCUACAUCAUCCACUCUAUCCCUGUACAUGAACUAUUCAGGGAGAGAAUUAAAGGGGAAUAGAAAAAUUGCUGAGAUGUUGGUAAAGAAAGAGGUCAAGUGAGAUGGCCUGCCUAGUGUUUAUCUGCCUGGAUUUUAGGUCAGCAAAUCCUGGACCUUGGGGGUCAUCCACACUUUCUGGCGGCCAAGUCCUUGGGCCAGUGAAACCUAGACCAGGGGCAGAGUGAGGGGCUUAAAACCCUGGAGGUGUUCUUCUUCUUCCGUUGCCAGCAUGGAUCAGGGUACAGUGAGCCACAUUGUUUUCCAAAGCAGUAAUCCCAGGCCUUGGCUAGAGUGAACAAAUGUCUAAGAAAAAGGGAGGCAAUUCCAGGAAGCUCAAACAAAAUCCUCUCUGGCUAGUAGCUCUCUGGCUUCUGCUCAUUUGGAGGAUAAAUCCUGGCUGAGGAGUGAGUGGAAAGCACCAGUUUUGAAAUCAGAUGACUCCCUCUUUAUUUCAUUCCUUUUUCCUCUUUCUCUCCUUCUUUCUCCUCUCUCUCUCUCUCCCUUCCUUCCUUUCCUUUAUUUUAUUUUUUUAAUUUUGUUCUCAUUAAUAUAAAAUC